AUGGACGAAUCUGAGUUAGACGAUUUAGAGAACAAUUUUAAAAGACUACUCGAUGAAUCUGUUGAAGAAACUACAGAAAAUGGUUCUACCUUCAAAGAUAAUAAGACCAGAACACCAGAAGAGCCCAAAACCGUGUUGUUGUAUAAAAAGGGAGAUCCACAUGACAUCAGCAACUAUCGUCCAAUCUGCCUACUGUCCGUCAUCUACAAUCUCUUUACAAGAGUGAUCCUUAAUAGGAUUGAAAAAGUCCUGGUUGAAGGGCAGCCAUGGGUGCAAGCAGGGUUUCGAAAAGGAUUCAGCACGAUUGACCACAUUCACACUGUUUCGGAAUUCAUCGAGGUAUCACGAGAGUACAAGAUGCCGCUCUGUCUCACCUUCAUCGACUUGAAGAAGGCCUUCGACUCAGUCGAGACGGAAGCGGUCGUGGAAGCAUUGGACAACCAAGGCGUCCCUACUCAGUAUAUUAAGGUACUUCGAGAGUUGUACAGUAACUUCACGACCGGAAUUUCGCCAUUCUACAAGAACAUCAUCAUUGACGUGAAGAGGAGGGUCUGA
This is a messenger RNA of Necator americanus (New World hookworm), 555 nucleotides long. RefSeq lists its product as uncharacterized. The transcript has 2 exons. Bases 1 to 555 code for a protein of 184 amino acids. The record is from RefSeq and is a predicted model, not a curated record. NCBI's taxonomy places the organism in Eukaryota, Metazoa, Nematoda, Chromadorea, Rhabditida, Ancylostomatidae.